AUGGUCGCUAAAACAAUGAAGAAGAACGAUUCAGAGAACAAUGGCAGCACCCCCAAACCAAACAACAGCCCGGGGGAGGACUGCAUGGUGACGAGGAACAAGAGGAAGGCCUCCAUAAACCUCGAGUCCCCCAGAAAAAGGCUGAAGCGGGCCUGCAAACGCAGUGAGGUGCCAGUGGAGGCUAAGGGUCCAAGGGGGACCAAAAGAAAGCAGAAGACUGGAAACACUGACACCAUCACUGGUGAACCCACCAAGGUGUCAGUGGGGGCUGAGGAGGAGGCCGGUGGUCCCAGGACGAUAAGGAGGGAGAACUCCCUCAGCCCCUCAACCUCCAACGGGAGCACGUUGGACUCACUGAGAACCAGCAGUGACUUCGACGCCGAGUAUCGGCAACUUCGGAAGCUCGGAGAAGGAGGCUUCGGGUCAGUUUAUGCUGGAAUCAGAAAAAGGGAUUGUUUACCAGUGGCGAUAAAACACAUCCCCAAGGCAGAUGUGGAGCAUUGCUCAAUGAUCAUCAAUGGGAAGAAAACCAGCGUUCCCACUGAAGUGCUCCUGAUGCUGAGAGCGGCAGGUGCCCCACGAUCUGCAGCUGUGUCCUUAUUGGACUGGUUCAAUCUUGACCAGGAGGUUCUCCUGGUCAUGGAGAGACCAGUCCCCUCUGUGGACCUCUACAACUACAUGAACGGUCCCUUGGAGGAAGACAAGGCUAAGAACAUCAUGAUACAGCUGGUAGAGGCAGCCAUUAAAAUGCACAACGUGGGAGUCUUCCAUCGGGACAUCAAGACAGAAAAUGUUCUUCUGGAGACCGGUUCUGAUGUCCCUCGCGUGCGCAUCAUCGAUUUUGGAUGUGGCUGCUUGGUGAAGAAGGGACCUUACCCCGGCUUCUCUGGAACCUCUGCGUACGCCCCUCCAGAAUUUUUCAAGCAGGGGCGAUACGAAGCCGGCCCCACCACAGUCUGGCAGCUGGGCACGCUGCUGUAUGAGGUGCUGGAUGGAUACAAGCAAUUUACCACCGCUGAGUUCCUCCACACCAAGACUGCCUUUAUCAGUGAGCUGCUGGAAGUGUCCAAAGAAUGCCAGGAUCUGCUGGAGAAGUGUUUGGUUGAAAAUCCAAAAGAACGCGCCACACUUGAGGAGAUGCAGCAGCACCCCUGGUUCCAAUAA
Dicentrarchus labrax (European seabass) is the source of this 1164-nucleotide messenger RNA. Its product is annotated as serine/threonine-protein kinase pim-1-like. The coding region runs from base 1 to 1164 and encodes 387 amino acids. Gene Ontology annotation, biological process: negative regulation of apoptotic process; regulation of mitotic cell cycle; protein autophosphorylation. Lineage: Eukaryota; Metazoa; Chordata; Actinopteri; Moronidae. The transcript has 8 exons. Gene Ontology annotation, cellular component: cytoplasm. The record is from RefSeq and is a predicted model, not a curated record. Gene Ontology annotation, molecular function: ATP binding; protein serine/threonine kinase activity.